This is a messenger RNA of Hevea brasiliensis (rubber tree), 3618 nucleotides long. Its product is annotated as multiple C2 domain and transmembrane region protein 5. The coding region runs from base 403 to 3450 and encodes 1015 amino acids. NCBI's taxonomy places the organism in Eukaryota, Viridiplantae, Streptophyta, Magnoliopsida, Malpighiales, Euphorbiaceae. The transcript has 3 exons. The record is from RefSeq and is a predicted model, not a curated record.
CGGCAGAGUACAGAGAGACAGAGAGAGAGAGAGAGAGGGACAGUAUAUUCUUUUUUUAUUUUUCUUCGUCAAUUUAACUCGUUUUGCACGACUUUGUCUUUCCCUCUGCAGUUUCCAUUUCUACCUGGGAACCAUCACACGAGCCAUCCACUAUUCUCAACUUUCAUUUCCUCCCUCUUCUCCUUUUCUUCUCCCUCUUCUUUUAAGACUCUGUUUUUAGGGCCUUCGUAUCUAGCCCUCUACUUUCUUUCUACACCUCCUCUGCUGAACUCUUCAACCUUAGGAACUGGUUGUCAAGUAAUUAAAUCCAGUGUUGGUGUACUAGUUUCCUGCCAAUUUCUGGAAGUGGCUAUUUAAUACUGUUCUUCAAUACUCCUUUGUGUGUUUGGUUAAAAAUUUUCGAUGAGUAAUCUCAAGCUAGGAGUGGAGGUUGUAAGUGCUCACGACCUUAUGCCCAAAGAUGGGCAGGGCUCAGCCAGUGCUUUUGUGGAGCUUCAUUUUGAUCAUCAGAAAUUUCGCACCACUACUAAAGAAAAAGAUCUUAAUCCUGUUUGGAAUGAGAAUUUCUACUUCAACAUCUCUGAUCCAAAUAACCUAUCCAACCUCACUCUUGAAGCCUAUGUAUACAACCAUAGUAAAGAAAACAACUCCAAGUCUUUCCUUGGAAAGGUUCGCCUUACUGGAACCUCAUUUGUUCCUUAUUCUGAUGCUGUUGUUUUGCAUUACCCUCUGGAAAAACGAGGCAUUUUUUCUCGUGUCAAAGGAGAGCUUGGUUUGAAAGUAUUUGUUACUGAUAAUCCUUCAAUAAGAUCCUCAAACCCACUUCCUGCAAUGGACUCCUCUCUGUCUGCAGAUUCACGUUCAACCCAAGCUCAAGCACCAGAACAACAGAUUCCAAAUUCAGUUCCAAAACUGUUCUCCAGUGGCAAGAAUGAGUCAAGGCAUACAUUUCAUCACCUUCCAAACACUAGCCAGCCAAUGCCACAACCACAGCAACAGCAACAGCAACAUGUCCCCGCAGCAGCCCCCCAGCAAACAAUGAAUUAUGGGACUAAUGAGAUGAGAUCUGAACCUCAGGCUCCAAGAAUUGUUCGCAUGUUCUCUGAUUCAUCGUCACAGCCUGUUGACUAUGCACUCAAAGAGACUAGUCCUUUCCUUGGAGGGGGGCAAAUUGUCGGAGGGCGAGUCAUAGGUGGGGACAGGAUAGCUAGCACUUACGAUCUUGUUGAAAAGAUGAUGUACCUUUUUGUACGGGUUGUUAAAGCUCGUGAUCUUCCCACCAAGGAUGUGACCGGGAGCCUUGACCCAUAUGUUGAAAUAAGAGUUGGAAAUUACAAAGGAAUUACAAAAUACUUUGAGAAGCAGCGUAACCCUGAAUGGAAUGAAGUGUUUGCCUUUGCAAGGGACAGGAUGCAAUCAUCUGUACUGGAAGUUGUUGUUAAGGAUAAGGAUUUGGUGAAGGACGACUUUGUUGGGAUUGUCAGAUUUGAUAUGAAUGAGAUUCCAACACGGGUCCCACCUGAUAGCCCAUUGGCACCAGAAUGGUAUAGGCUUGAAGACAGGAAAGGGGUGAAAGUAAAUGGGGAGCUGAUGCUUGCUGUCUGGUAUGGUACUCAAGCUGAUGAAACAUUUCCUGAUGCUUGGCACUCUGAUGCAGUUACACCUACUGAUAGUUCGUCCACUAUCUCUACACACAUACGCUCUAAAGUUUACCAUUCUCCAAGACUAUGGUAUGUUCGUGUCAAUGUGAUUGAGGCUCAAGACCUGGUUAUUCCUGAAAAGAAUCGGUUUCCGGAUGCUUAUGUUAAGGCACAGAUAGGUAACCAGGUCUUAAAAACAAGGAUAGUCCAAAGUCGGACAAUGAACCCAGUAUGGAAUGAGGAUUUAAUGUUUGUUGCUGCUGAACCCUUUGAAGAUCAUCUGAUCCUUUCAGUUGAAGAUCGUGUUGGCCCCAACAAAGAUGAGAGCGUUGGCAAGGUUGUUAUACCAUUAAACUCUGUUGAGAAGCGUGCUGAUGAUCGAAUUAUUCAUAGCCGGUGGUUCAACAUGGAAAAGUCCGUUUCAGCUGCCAUGGAUGAGCAUCUGGCAAAGAAAGAUAAGUUCUCUAGUAGACUCCAUCUUCGUGUUGUACUCGAUGGAGGUUACCAUGUGCUUGAUGAGUCAACUCACUACAGUAGUGAUCUUCGACCAACAGCAAAGCAGCUUUGGAAGCCAUCAAUAGGUGUGUUAGAGCUUGGUGUUCUAAAUGCUGAUGGGCUUCACCCGAUGAAAACAAGGGAUGGAAAAGGUACAUCAGAUACAUAUUGCGUAGCGAAGUAUGGUCACAAAUGGGUUAGGACACGAACCAUUAUCAACAGCCUUAGCCCAAAAUACAAUGAGCAAUACACUUGGGAGGUGUACGAUCCUGCAACAGUUCUUACUGUGGGAGUUUUUGAUAACAGCCAGAUUGGUGGUUCAAAUGGUAACAGGGACAUAAAAAUUGGUAAGGUUCGGAUACGACUCUCCACUCUAGAAAGUGGCCGCGUUUAUACACACUCUUAUCCACUACUAGUGCUCCACCCUUCUGGUGUCAAGAAGAUGGGCGAAUUACAUCUGGCAAUACGAUUUUCAUACACAUCAAUGGCAAACAUAAUGUUUCUAUACGCACGGCCCCUUCUACCAAAGAUGCAUUAUGUAAGGCCAUUGACUGUGAUGCAGCAGGACAUGCUGCGGCACCAAGCUGUCAACAUUGUGGCAGCUCGGCUUAGCCGAGCAGAACCCCCUCUUAGGAAAGAAGUUGUUGAGUACAUGUCUGAUGCAGACUCUCAUCUCUGGAGCAUGAGGCGGAGCAAGGCAAACUUCUUCAGGCUGAUGUCUGUUUUCUCUGGAUUGUUUGCUGUUGGAAAAUGGUUUGGUGAAGUUUGCAUGUGGAAAAAUCCAAUCACUACAGUUCUAGUACAUCUCCUCUUUGUGAUGCUUGUGUGUUUUCCAGAACUGAUUCUGCCAACGGUGUUUCUCUAUAUGUUUCUAAUAGGACUUUGGAAUUAUCGUUUCCGAGCAAGAUACCCUCCACACAUGAAUACAAGAAUUUCUUGCGCUGAUGCAGUACACCCUGAUGAGCUUGAUGAAGAGUUUGAUACAUUUCCAACAACACGAAGCCCAGAGAUGGUCCGAAUGAGGUAUGAUAGGCUAAGGAGUGUGGCUGGGAGGAUCCAGACUGUGGUGGGUGAUUUAGCUACCCAAGGGGAGAGAAUUCAAUCGCUAUUAAGUUGGCGGGAUCCUCGUGCCACAACCAUGUUUGUGACAUCCUGUCUUGUGGCUGCCAUCUUCUUGUAUGCAACACCUUUUCAGGUGCUUGCUCUUGUGGCAGGUUUUUACUUUAUGAGACAUCCCAGGUUCCGGCAUCGGACACCAUCAGCACCAAUUAAUUUCUUCCGCCGUCUGCCAGCCAGGACAGAUAGUAUGUUGUAAAUCAGUAAUUGGAGUUUUGUGGCAAAGCCUAUCUCACCGGUGUGUCAGAUUCUGGUUUUGUUUGGUGAUGUUUGUAAAGCUUUGUUGUUUUUAUAUAUUUUCUGUUCGAUGAAUUCUUUGAUGCAAAUAUAUACAUACUGGUAAAUGAAAGCAUCAAACCUGCGUGCA